AAAAUAAUAUAAUCUAUUAACAGCUAUACAAAGAUUUAAGGCGUUCAACCAAAAAUACUGUCCUCGACUCCUGAAUAUCCUCAGUCCCCAAGGGCUCGAGUGUUCCAAACAAGUAAUUUUUCCAAAAGUAUUACCGGACGUUCCUUGACCGUUUCACUCGUAGCUGUUAUCAAAGAAAAUCUAUUCAUCACACGAUCAUGGGAGCUGCUUUUCUACCAGUUUUAAUUUUUACUUCAUUAUGGGGUGUGGUCGGCAUUGUAUUACCAUUCCUCCUUCCCAAAGGACCAGAUAGAGGAGUUCAACAACUCAUGUUGAUGAUGACGGCAGCAACCUGUUAUCUGUUUUGGCUGUGUUGUUACAUGGCUCAAAUGAAUCCAUUGGUUGGUCCAAAAUUGAAUAAUCAUACGAUUCUUAUCAUAGCUCGAGAAUGGGGAAAUCUUAUUGAAGGAUGAGUCUUAUUUAAGUUUAAGUUAA
Messenger RNA from Sipha flava (yellow sugarcane aphid), 474 nucleotides. It is a transcript of the gene VhaM9.7-a, whose product is annotated as V-type proton ATPase subunit e 2. Gene Ontology annotation, biological process: proton transmembrane transport. Lineage: Eukaryota; Metazoa; Arthropoda; Insecta; Hemiptera; Aphididae. The transcript has 5 exons. The coding region runs from base 198 to 452 and encodes 84 amino acids. Gene Ontology annotation, cellular component: plasma membrane proton-transporting V-type ATPase complex; proton-transporting V-type ATPase, V0 domain. Gene Ontology annotation, molecular function: proton-transporting ATPase activity, rotational mechanism. The record is from RefSeq and is a predicted model, not a curated record.